AUGGACCAGCCAACACCCCCAAAAUCCAAUGCAGACAAUGGUAAAACUGCACAGCAGCAUCAAGAGCCUAGACUCGUAGCUGAGCCUUGUCUCAAACCCGGAGAUAAGGCCGAAAAUACACUAACGGUCAAUUGCGGGGCAAUUCGCGUGCCCUCCCCAGAUCCCUCCCUGGUUUCGAUAGACGAUUUUCACAAUGUACGGAUUGGCCGAACCCCAGAUUGUAGUCCUUUUUAUCAUGGGAGACGCUCUUCUCGGUCGCCUAGCCCCCCACGGACUUUCAAGGGCAAGAUACAAGCUUCGUGGACAGUCAACAAAGGUUUGGCUCUCGUUUUGAUUUCGCAGCUGUUUGGCACACUGAUGAAUGUCACAACCCGCAUGCUGGAAAUGGAAGGCAACAACGGCAAUGGCUAUCAUCCGUUCCAAAUACUCUUUGCUAGGAUGAGCAUUACAGUACUAUGCUCUUCUCUGUACAUGUGGUACAAGAAGACGGAGCACUUUCCGUUCGGUAUGAAGGAAGUACGCCCGCUACUGAUAGCCCGAGGUCUGACUGGCUUCUUUGGAGUCUUCGGCAUGUAUUAUUCUUUAAUGUAUCUUCCCCUUGCUGAUGCAACAGUCAUCACUUUUCUUGCGCCUAGUCUUGCAUGCUGGGCAUGCUCCUACCUUAUUGACGAACCGUUCACCCGGAUGGAACAGAUCGCAGCCUAUGUCUCGCUCUUCGGCGUUGUUCUGAUUGCACGGCCCGUUUCCCUUUUUGCCGCUCUUUCCCAUUCUCCAGAUGUGGUAUCGCCUGUCAGCGCCAACCCAGACUCGCUUCUUGCGAACACAACGACUGAAUUGCCGGACCGCCUGGGCGCAGAUUAUGAUUCUGUAACUCCUAAGCAAAGAGCAAUUGCAGUAGGGGUAGCCAUGCUCGGUGUUUUUGGAGCCGCUGGCGCCUAUACGACUAUUCGCUGGAUUGGCAAACGUGCCCAUCCCCUUCUCACUGUCAAUUACUUUGGGGCCUGGUGCACGAUUGUCAGUAUUGUAGCCAUGCUUACCAUACCAGGGGUCGGCUUUUUACUUCCAAGCAACCUCGCAGACUGGUGUUACCUGAUAUUCCUUGGUAUAUGCGGCUUCAUCAUGCAAUUUCUCUUAGCAGCCGGCCUGCAAUAUGAAAAGUCAUCUCGUGCUACCAAUAUGGUGUACAUGCAAAUGUUGUUCGCUCUCACAUUUGACAAGCUCAUCUGGGGCAUAACGCCAGGCGCUGUUUCCAUCAUUGGCUCUUCACUCAUCUUAGGCUCCGCGAUUUAUGUUGCUAUGAAUAAGGAGCAUUCGAACAAGGUUGCGCCAAGGGAGAGGGGAACUGGAGAGGAAGAGAUGGGGCUUAUAGCUCCGGGUUAUGGUAAUGAGUAACGAGACCAUGACGAUACGGAUUUACAUAUCAGGUCCUUGAGAUGAUUUUUUUUUCUGAUGACAGUACCUGGCAUUUACAUAGGGGAAAGAUUGGAUGGAUUUUUUUUUAAAUUACAUGUCUAUGAUAUAUAAAGAGCAAAUGCAUAAUGAUAGACGUAUGACUAGUAAAUCCUACAAUCAAACCUUU
Messenger RNA from Bipolaris maydis ATCC 48331, 1579 nucleotides. RefSeq lists its product as uncharacterized. The record is from RefSeq and is a predicted model, not a curated record. Gene Ontology annotation, cellular component: membrane. Lineage: Eukaryota; Fungi; Ascomycota; Dothideomycetes; Pleosporales; Pleosporaceae.